AUGAGAACCGGAACUGCAUCAGGCGGUUUCAAAACUUUAGGAACCGGAACCGAUAGUUCCGAGGCAGUUCCGGGCUUCACUUCGGCGAUGGCGGUAGUUGCGGAGGCAACGUCACCGACGGAGGCAAAGGCAGAGGAGAGAUCUCUGGAGGAGUGGUGGCCGGCUGAUGGCGGAAGGGCCGGUCAUCUGGUUGCAGUUCGGAGAUGCAGUGGGGGAGGCAGCGUCGUGUGUGUUGAAAGAGAAGAGGGGACUGGGAAAAGUGAAGGGCAAGCUUGGAUAGGAGCGUGUGAGGGAUGA
Molecule: messenger RNA, 297 nt
Organism: Lactuca saligna
Lineage: Eukaryota; Viridiplantae; Streptophyta; Magnoliopsida; Asterales; Asteraceae
Source: the annotation of a GenBank genome assembly